AUGGACGACGACGAGUGUCUGGGAAUUAUGUGGUCGCUGCAGCAACAACGGACACAGUUCCUUCUGCUCGAGGAGCGUAUACAAGCCGCGGAAACGGAAGCGGAUGAGCUGGAGGAGAAGCUCAUGGCCACAAACUUUACGGUCGCCGCUCUCCUUGCGGAGAAGUGGACUACGAUCCCACGCGAGCGGGUAGUCUACGUUCGGUCGGGGAGGUGGUUUGAGGAGACGCUGCCUAGAAUGGGCGAUCAGCAUUUCCGUGCUUGUUUUCGCGUCUCCUCGACCACCUUCCGGUAUCUUGUGGACGUUUGCCGGCCGUCAAUGCUUCGGCAAGACACCGCCAUGAAGACGGCAAUAACGGUGGAGAAGAGGGUGGCCAUCAGCCUGUACAGGCUCUGCUCCACCGCGGAGGAACGAACAAUCGGCCACCUCUUUGCCGUUGGCCAGUCGGUCGUCAAUGAGACGUACCGAGAAUUUUGCGACGUCGUCAUUGAGGAGCUCGAGGCGCGCACAAUAACAAUGAUCCGAAACGAAGAUCUCGACAACCACAUGCGCGAGUUCCAGGCAGUGCUGGGAUUUCCCAACGCCAUCGGGGCUCUCGACGGCUGCCACCUGCCUGUGUCGCCACCAAAGGACUUGGCUGUUGACUACCACAACUAUAAAGGAUGGUAA
This is a messenger RNA of Ixodes scapularis (black-legged tick), 669 nucleotides long. RefSeq lists its product as uncharacterized. The coding region runs from base 1 to 669 and encodes 222 amino acids. NCBI's taxonomy places the organism in Eukaryota, Metazoa, Arthropoda, Arachnida, Ixodida, Ixodidae. The transcript has a single exon. The record is from RefSeq and is a predicted model, not a curated record.